AUGACAGCGCAAUCCAACGAUAGUCCCUACCUGGACGAAGUGGACUCCCUCCGCGAAAGGGAGUAUCCUCUCCUCAGCGGAACAACAUACCUAGACCACGCCGGCACAACCCCCUACCCCACCUCCCUCAUCACCUCCUUCACAGCAGACCUAACAACUUCCCUCUACGGCAACCCCCACUCCCUCUCCUCCUCCUCCCAGCUCGCCACCCAGCGCAUAGACGAUAUCCGCCUGCGUGCACUGCGCUUCUUUAACGCGGACCCGGAAUUCUUUGAUUUGGUUUUUGUGCCGAAUGCGACGGCGGGGAUUAAGCUUGUGGGGGACGUGUUGGGGGAUUAUUCUUCCCGUUCAUCUUCUGACACCAUCUCCCGGGAGGAGUCGCGCAAUGGCUUCUGGUAUGGGUACCAUGUGGACGCGCAUACGAGUUUAGUUGGUGCGCGGGAAUUAGCUGCGCAAAGUCGCUGCUUUGAGACGGACGAUGAGGUGGACGGGUGGAUUGACUCUACACUAUGCAAUGGCGAUGACGAGCACCCAGCGCAACUAUUCGCCUUCCCCGCACAGUCGAAUAUGAACGGCCGGAGACUUGUCCCAGCACGGUGGUGCGAGCGCAUCCGCCGCGCUAGCCAAAACGGUAAUAACAAUAGGAGCGGGAAAAGGAAGGUGUUCACUCUUCUCGACGCAGCAGCGCUGGUAUCAACCUCGCCGUUAGACCUAAGCGACGCGCGAACAGCACCGGAUUUCACCGUGCUAAGCUUCUACAAGAUAUUUGGGUUUCCAGAUCUAGGCGCGCUAAUCGUGCGCAAGGAGGACGCUGUGGAGGAUGUUCUCCGCGCUAGGAAGUUCUUCGGGGGUGGGACCGUUGAUAUGGUUCUUGCUUCUGCGGCGGAAGAGGGGGAAUGGCAUGCGAAGAAGGGCGCUAUACAUGAGUGUUUGGAGGACGGUACGCUCCCGUUUCAUAGUAUCGUUGCGCUGGGCGCAGCGAUGGAGACUCAUGCCCGGUUGUACGGGUCUAUGGAGCGCGUUGCCCUACAUGUGCGCUUUCUGGCGACGCAGCUGGCUGGACGGUUAUCUGCGCUGAGGCACUGGAAUGGUCAGCCUGUCUGUUGUCUGUAUGGGGGAGCAGAUUACGGAGAUUCAACACGGCAAGGCCCCAUCAUCGCGCUCAAUCUAAAAAACAGUCAAGGAGCAUGGAUCGGCAAGUCCGAGGUCGAGAGACUCGCCGCCGUGAAGAACAUCCAGAUCCGCUCCGGCACGCUGUGCAAUCCCGGCGGGACGGCGCGGAGUCUAGGCUGGAGUGGCAGCGACAUGCGCCGCCAUUUCUCUGCGGGAUUGCGCUGCGGCGACGAUCAUGAUAUUAUGGAUGGGCGGCCGACGGGGAUUCUGCGGGUGAGUUUGGGAGCGAUGAGCAGUCUGGGCGAUGGUGAUGCGUUUGUGGACUUUGUGGAUGAGUUCUAUGUUGAGAAGGAUGCGCAUGUUGCUUCCCUGACACCCCCCGUCCAAGACGUCUCCCCGGCAGAUUUCUAUAUCGAAGCCCUAUCCGUCUACCCCAUCAAAAGCUGCGGCGCGUUCAAAGUCCCUGACGGCCAACGCUGGACUGUCAAGAAGGAGGGCCUCGCCUGGGACCGCGAGUGGUGUCUUAUCCAUCAGGGCACAGGCGCAACGCUUAACCAGAAGCGUUAUCCGCGGAUGGCGCUCAUUAAGCCGGACAUUGACUUGGCACGUGGUAUUCUGCGUAUCGCAGCAGGCGAUGCCGUUCUGGAAGUAUCGUUAGACCGGGGACAUACGGAUGAUAACCCAACGUGUAUGACUUCAUUGUGUCAGAGCGCGUCCAAGCCGUCUACUGUCUGUGGAGAUAGGGUUGUCGUUCAGGCUUAUACGGCUCCGGCUGUGUCUGCUUUCUUUUCGUCGUUCCUUGAUGUUCCGUGUACGUUGGCGCGGUUUCCUCCGUUGUCUGAGAAGUUGGGGGUGGGAUCAGGGGGAGGGGGUCGUGAGUCUGCACUGCGUGCGGCGCAGCCCGGUAUUGGCAGUAUGCCGGGUGCUUUUCCUGAUACUACUCCUACUUCGUCGUCUCCGAAUCCUUCUCAAGCGGGCCAGCCUAUCCUCCUCUCAAAUGAAAGCCCAAUCCUACUUAUCUCGCGCUCGUCCGUUAAUCGCCUUAACGAACAUAUCAAGUUGGGCUCUUCUCCUUCUACUACCUCCACUACUACAAGAACAACCACCACUACGACAAAACCAAAAGCAGUCCCAGCAGACGUCUUCCGCGCAAAUAUCCUCAUCGCCGAAUCUUCCUCCCCUAUCAGCAGCACACGCACGGAAAACCCCUACAUCGAAGAUACAUGGAACUCCUUCACUGUUAUUCCAUCAUCGCAUCACCACACCAACCAUCAGAGUCAACAGCAACAACAACAACAGAGAGAAGUACAGUUCAAUGUACUCGCCUCCUGUCAACGCUGCCAAAUGGUCUGUGUAGAUCAGACGACGGGAAUACGCGGCGAUGAGCCGUAUUCGACGCUUGUGAAGACGAGGAAGGUUGGGAGGGGUGUGUUUUUUGGGAGACAUGUUUCUGUUGACCACUCUGCUGGGGAGUCUAGUAUUAUGGUUGGGGAUGGGGUUAGGGGUGGGUAUUAA
Molecule: messenger RNA, 2628 nt
Organism: Aspergillus campestris IBT 28561
Lineage: Eukaryota; Fungi; Ascomycota; Eurotiomycetes; Eurotiales; Aspergillaceae
Gene: hxB
Product: putative molybdenum cofactor sulfurase protein (HxB)
Exons: 2
Coding region: 1-2628 (875 amino acids)
Biological process (GO): Mo-molybdopterin cofactor biosynthetic process
Molecular function (GO): pyridoxal phosphate binding; molybdenum cofactor sulfurtransferase activity; molybdenum ion binding
Source: RefSeq, a predicted model, not a curated record